Molecule: messenger RNA, 1767 nt
Organism: Debaryomyces hansenii CBS767
Lineage: Eukaryota; Fungi; Ascomycota; Pichiomycetes; Serinales; Debaryomycetaceae
Product: DEHA2A14806p
Exons: 1
Coding region: 1-1767 (588 amino acids)
Source: RefSeq, a predicted model, not a curated record
AUGAUAAAGAAAUUGUUCAUUAUUGCCGCUUUAUUUGCUACAAUUACAAGGGCCAGCCCUAUAUUAAAAAGAGAUUUAUCUUCAAAUAACAGUAGCACUAGUUAUUCGCUUGAUGAUUUAUGCUCCAUUUCGCAUGUUCGGGAGUCGUUGCCUCUGAAUGGGACUUUACUUGGUAUUGAAAUGAUUCCGACAUCUGUCGAAGUUAAUGUCGCUGAAAGUUCUAAUUACUGCUAUUGUAACAUCUCUGUUUCUUAUGCGCAUACAGGAAAAAACGAUACUAUUGUCCUCAACUAUGCUUUGCCGGAUCCUUCCACCUUCGAGAGUAGAUUUUACGUUGCUGGUGGAGGUGGUUAUAGCCUUAGUAGUUCUUCUACUGGUGGUCUUUCCUAUGGUGCUGUAGGCGGUUGCACUGAUGCUGGUUACGAUGCCUUCAGUACAUCUUAUGAUGAGGUGGUUCUUUUUGGUAAUGGUUCUAUUAACUGGGACGCAACUUACAUGUUCGCUUACCAAGGAUUGGGUGAAAUGACCACCAUAGGUAAAGCUCUCACUAGUGUUUUCUACGGAAUGUCUGACGAUGAAAAGCUUUAUACUUACUUUGAAGGUUGCUCCGAUGGUGGCCGUCAAGGUAUGAGUCAAAUACAAAGGUAUGGAGAUUUGUAUGAUGGUGCUGCUAUCGGUGCACCUGCUUUCAGGUAUGCUCAACAACAAGUCAAUCAUGUUUACCCUUCCAUGGUUGAAGAAGAUUUGAAUUACUUUCCACCUCCAUGUGAAUUGAGUAAAAUUAUCAAUGCUACAAUUGGUGCCUGUGAUUCUCUCGACGGUCGUAUAGAUGGAGUUAUUUCCAGAACAGAUCUAUGUAUGCUUAGGUUUAAUUUGAGUUCUAUAAUUGGAGAACCCUAUUAUUGUGAAGCUCAAAAUAGUACUUCUCUUGGAUUUGGCUUUAGCAAAAGAGCCGAAAGUAGUACUACCUCUUAUCAACCAGAGCAAAACGGUACAGUUACUGCUGAGGGAGUAGCUAUUGCUCAAGCAAUUUAUAAAGGCCUUCACAAUUCUGCUGGUGAAAGAGCCUAUCUUUCGUGGCAAAUUGGUUCCGAACUUAGUGAUGCUGAAACUAAAUAUAGCGAAGAUUCGGGGUCUUGGGAGCUUAAUAUCCCAUCCACUGGAGGGGAAUACGUUGCAAAAUUUAUUCAGUUAUUAAAUAUUGAUAACCUCUCAUCUCUCGAUGACAUCACUUACGACACAUUAGUUGACUGGAUGUCCACCGGUUACUAUAGAUACUUGGAUUCUUUACAAACAAUAAUACCUGACUUAACCUCAUUUUACUCGAAUGGAGGAAAAUUGUUACACUAUCACGGUGAAUCUGAUCCAAGUAUUCCUGCCGCUUCUUCGAUUCAUUACUGGCAAAGUGUUCGUUCUAUUAUGUACCAUGAAAUGUCUUUUAAUGAAUCGCUUACUGCUCUUGACAACUGGUAUCAGUUUUAUUUAGUACCGGGUGCUGCUCACUGUGGUGCAAAUAGCUUGCAACCAGGCCCAUAUCCAAAAUCUAAUAUGGAGACCAUUAUAGAAUGGGUGGAAAAAGAUAAGAAACCAUCCGGUCUUAAUUCAACUGUCUCUUCAGGUGACUAUGAAGGCGAAUUUCAACUUCUUUGCAAAUGGCCACUUCGUCCAUUUUGGAAAAGUAAUUCCAGUUAUGACUGUGUUUAUGACCAGGCAUCUUAUGAUUCUUGGACAUACACUUUUGAUGCCUUCAAAGUUCCAAUUUACUGA